AUGGCAGCCGACGAGAAGAGCAUGCCGUUCUUAAAGAACCUCGCAUCCAGCGACCGCAAAAUCCGCACUUCGGCCCUCGGCACGCUUCGCACGUUCCUCAGCGCCAGCACGACCUCGCGGGCGCUGACGCCGCUCGACAACCUCAAGCUCUGGAAGGGCCUGUUCUACAGCCUGUACAUGUGCGACCGACCGGUGCCGCAGCAGAACCUGUGCGCGGACCUGGCGGCGCUGCUGGACGUGCUGCCGGACGACGCCGUCGCGCCCUGGCUCGUCGGCUUCUGGGACGUCAUGGGCCGCGAGUGGACGACGGGCAUCGACGUGCUGCGCAUGGAGAAAUUCCUGCUGCUAGUCAGGCGCGUGCUCGGCCGCAGCCUGGUCUGGGCGCACGAGGUGCCCAAGGCCAAGGGCGCCAAGGGCAAGAAGGCCGCCGACGCGCGGCGCGCCGCCCUGCUCGAGCUCUUCCGCGAGUGGCCCUUUGAGUCCACGGGUGAUCUGAAGAAGAUGCCCGUCGGCCUGCGCCUGCACGUUCUGGAUAUCUGGGUCGACGAGGCCGAGAAGGCGGGCAUGAUCGGCGAGGACAGCACCGAGGCCGACGCGGAGUUCCUGAACGGCAUCCGAGAGAUCCUGCAGGCCAUGAUAGGGAAGACCGUCACUCCUGUGAAGCCCAGGGCCAAGGAGAGUUUGGCAGACGAGAGGCUGCCGUGGUAUGAAAAGAAGGAAGGGACCGAAGCCGAGGACGAGGAGAUGACGGAGGAUGGGGACAGCGAUAGAGACAGUUUUGGCGGAUUCGACGACUAA
Molecule: messenger RNA, 798 nt
Organism: Neoarthrinium moseri
Lineage: Eukaryota; Fungi; Ascomycota; Sordariomycetes; Amphisphaeriales; Apiosporaceae
Exons: 2
Coding region: 1-798 (265 amino acids)
Biological process (GO): rRNA processing
Cellular component (GO): preribosome, small subunit precursor; preribosome, large subunit precursor; nucleus
Source: RefSeq, a predicted model, not a curated record